CGGUGUUAGCUUUCGUGCGGUUCGUUUGCCCAGCAUAGCGGAGAAACGGCCCAAUUAGUAUCCCAUCAGUCGAUUUGUGGCAACAAGUGUCCUUCGAGGAUGUGCGUGAGAAGCUCACUGUGCAGUGUGAUUUUAAUUUACUUUGUCGUCUUGCUCCAUCUGGCCACCGUGGUCCUGGCCCAGAACGAAGGCAAUAUAUCGGAGUCGACGGUGGCCACGGGCGAGGAAUGCGGCAGCACACAGAAAAUGGUUGAUGAGUGCUUCAAGGAUCUGCCGCCGCAUCUAAUGGACUUCCUGCAGAACACGAAAAUCGUCAUCAGCAAAAAGGAGAUCACCGCCAAGUGCAACAUAUUCAACCGUGGCAUGAGGUGCUUCGAUACUUACUCGAAGCGUUGCCUGGACGAUCGGAAGCUGGGCACGUUUAAGAAUAAUGUGGAGGGUGCUCGACGAUUUUUCUACAAGUUCUGCGGCGACGCGGACUUCCAGCGGGACUACCUGAGGCACAAGGACUGCUUUGCGUACAUCCAACUGGACUGGGUCACCUGCACGUCCGAGUUCGAGAACAUCCUUAGUGAAGAGGUGCACGAUGAAAGGCGCAACGCCAGCGAAAAGUUCCUCGAAUUCUGCUGUGCCCGCUACGCGUACGAGAACUGCAUCUACAACAGUGCCCGCUACAAGUGCUACAAGAACUCGGCGGAGUUUGCCCGCGAAACGGCCAAAAUGCUGUCCGAUGAGAAGCACUUCAGGAACUGUGCCGUCCUCCAGAACAUCUGCGCCCACGACGCCGCUGCGGCAUUGGCCCAGUGGCACUGGAUGGGUUUCCGCCUGCCGAUGGCGACGCCGAUGAUGCUGCUCCUGACGCGGCUGGCGGUGCGGAGGAUCUGGGCGUAAAUCGAUGUGCGGCCAAUCUGCAUAGUUUACUAGUGCGAUGUGAUGUUGCGGCUGCGGUUGUGGUCCGAGCUUGGGUUUUCUUAGUUUUUAUUGCUCCUAUUUGUUUUUUCUUCUGGGUUUGUAGUUGUCUCAACGAGAAUGCCAAGCAUUUGAGCUCCCUUUAGUCACCCAUCGAUAAGAAAAAACAAGGAACUUCAUCUCUACGUGUCUGUGAAUUUUCCAGUGUCGUUUUUGGGACGAGAUUGCUGGGCG
This is a messenger RNA of Drosophila erecta, 1143 nucleotides long. RefSeq lists its product as uncharacterized. The transcript is spliced from 4 exons. NCBI's taxonomy places the organism in Eukaryota, Metazoa, Arthropoda, Insecta, Diptera, Drosophilidae. The coding region runs from base 100 to 891 and encodes 263 amino acids. The record is from RefSeq and is a predicted model, not a curated record.